Messenger RNA from Phycomyces blakesleeanus NRRL 1555(-), 923 nucleotides. RefSeq lists its product as hypothetical. NCBI's taxonomy places the organism in Eukaryota, Fungi, Mucoromycota, Mucoromycetes, Mucorales, Phycomycetaceae. The record is from RefSeq and is a predicted model, not a curated record. Bases 168 to 701 code for a protein of 177 amino acids. The transcript is spliced from 4 exons.
AUUUUAAUAUUAAAUAUUUAUAUUUUCCCCGCUCUCCUACUUGGCUUUAUUUCAUUUUAUUUUUAAGCUAUAUAUUUACAACCCAAAUAUAUUAUACGCAUUUAUACCUCUUCUCUUCCUCAUCUCUUUUGUCUUUCUUCUCCUUUUCAUAUAUAUUCUUUUUUAUAAUGUACUUUGAUCUACCUACCGCUCACGAAAGAAAUUCUGAAUCGCCUGACAGUAACAAUAAAAACAAGAAGCCGAUUGUUGCUGACGAACGUCUCAUUGAAAUCAUAAACAACAUCCAAGAUCAUUGGGGGUCACCUCCAAUCAUGACUCCUGAGACAUUAGCAUAUGUUCUUAACAAUCAAUGGGUCAAAGACCAUCAGCUUAUGCCACUCGAUAGUCCUCGUUUAACUGUGUUAAAUACUCGUGCAAAUCAUCCUCAAGAAAACGAGAAAGAGAGGGAUGGACUGGCAAGUGAACCAACUGCCUCAAGUGUCCUAAAUCUUGUCACCGAACUAUGCAGAACGAUGCGUCAUAUCAAUUCAUCGGACGGUUCGGCUAUGAACGAUAUAUUGAUGAAAGAUCCUCAUAUUCAAAGUAUGGUGCAACAUCAAAAGCUAGAUAAUGAGCUCAGUCCACAGCAGGUCCUCAGUCAUGUCACUCAACUACUUAGCAAACACAACGAUCUUGCCGAAGAAUCAAAAUCUACUGUAUGAUCUACCGCCAUUACCAACCAAGACUAGUUCCAAAGGUGCCACCACAUACAUACAGAAGUGCCAAAAAAUAUAGCCUGGAACACCAACAGUCAAUGAUAUAACCCAGUUUAAUUCUUUUCGUAUAUAUAUAUAUUUAGCUCAUCUCUGCUUAAUUACACAGCCUCCACUUUGUAUAUUUUCCAUUUAUUUAUAAACUCUAGUAUAUUAUUUCCCAUUCUCGUG